Molecule: messenger RNA, 5667 nt
Organism: Macaca mulatta (Rhesus monkey)
Lineage: Eukaryota; Metazoa; Chordata; Mammalia; Primates; Cercopithecidae
Gene: CD276
Product: CD276 molecule
Biological process (GO): regulation of cytokine production; T cell receptor signaling pathway
Cellular component (GO): external side of plasma membrane
Molecular function (GO): signaling receptor binding
Source: RefSeq, a predicted model, not a curated record
CUCAGCCUCCCAAAGUGCUGGGAUUACAGGCUUGAGCCACCGCGCCCGGCCUAGUGCUAACUUCUUCCAUGAAGCUUCUUGCAAUCACACCAGCCCAACAUGUGAUAUGGUCACAGCAUGGGAUGGUGGUCAGGGCCCUUUGAUGGUUGAUGAGAUGAAGACCCAGAAAGGCAAGGGAGUUUGCCCUAGGGAGCCUGGCAAGUGAGUGAUAGAGCCUGGUCUAAAGUCCAGUAUAUCUCUCUUGUUGCUGUUUUCCUUUUUUCUUUUGUUAAUUUCCACAAGAAUUUACAUGUCCAUAGUUAAAAACAGAGAAGUGUAUCAAGUAGAAAACAGUAGCAAACUCUCACCCUUAUUCCACAUGUCAGAGUUGCAUUCGCUCUCAGGCAUCCAAAUCCUUUCCCCAUAUACAAACGUCCAUCCAUCCAUAUAUCCAUCCAUCUCUCUGUCUAAACACGCAUGCAUUCAUUCAUUCACUCAUUGAAUAGUGCAUUGAGAACCCAUUAUAUGCCAAGCCGUUGCUAGAAUUAAGGAUGCAAUAGUUAAAUAAAGCAGAUGUGGUUGCUUCUUAAGGAGGUUCCUGUAUAUUAUGAAGAAAACAGACUGGGUGCAAUGAGUAACAGCCUCCUUAGAGUGGCAGAUCUCUUACCUGGCUUUUCUGUCAAGGUGACCCUUAGAAUAUGGAGGUGUUACCUUUUAUCUUAGUCCAUGUUUUACUGCUAUAACAGAAUACCACAGCCUGAGUAACACAUAAAGAAAAAAAGUUUAUUUGACCUGUAGUUCUGGAGACUGGGAAGUCCAAGGGCAUGGUGCUGGCAUCUGGUGAGGGCCUUCUUGCUGCCUUAUCCUAUUGUGGAAGGGUAUGUGAGCGUGCAGGACAGUAUGGGGGCAGCACUUAUUCUUUUAUCAGGAAUCCACUUUUCCUGUGAUAACAGCAUUAAUCUCUUCACUUCUUACAGGCCCCACCUCUUAAUACUGUUACAGUGGCAAUUAAAUUUCAACAUGAGUUUUAAAGGAGACAUUCAAAUCAUAGCACCCACGUCAUCUAGGAAGAAGGAACUGUGUUUGCAGCAACUCUGUGAGGUAGGAAAGGGAGUCCUAUGUUGUAGAAACUGGAAGCAGCCCACUGUGCCGAGGAGCAAGUAGGAAGAGAUGAGGCUGGGUAGGUGGGCAGGGCCAGGGCAGAUGGGGCUCUGUAGGCUAUGGAGGAGCUGAGAUCUUAUCACAAGGAAAGUGAACAGCCCUAGGAUUAACUAUUGAAGGCACUGACAUAAUAUGACUUACGUUUUUAUAUUAAUAGCAAUUAUUCUGGCUGUUGUAUAGAGUAUAGAUUGGAGAACAGAAUUGGGUGGGGGAACUAGAAAAGGUAAACAGACUGGUGAAGAGGCUUUUAUAGUUAUCCAGGCAAGAGAUGAUGGUGACUUAGAAGACCAGGAAGAGAAGCAAGGGUGGAGAGAAAUGGAGAUAGCGAAGAUAUAUCAGACAUAUUUGAGGAGUCCUUCAGUUACAGAUAAUAGAAAACUAGCUCAAGCACAUUUAAGAAAAAAAAAAAAAAAGACUGGUUCAGGUACCUAGGCGGUCUAUGUGUGCAGCUUGCUUCAGGGCUUAAAUGAUGGUUUUAGGGCUCUGUAUCCUUCUAGCUUCCAUCUCUGCCUCUGUUCAUUUGUUUGGAUCAAUUCUUUAGAUUGUUGGUAGCAGAUAGAUUUAUUGCUAACAGUCCCAGACCAUAUCCUUCUUAGCAAUCUCAGCAAGAAAGAGACUUUUUUGAUGGCUGCUGCAGCAAGGCUCUGGGGAAGUCUCUGACUGGGUGUGGCUUGGCUUACAGCUCAUUCUCGAACUAAUCACUGAGUAGGGGCAGAGCAGGGUUUCUCCAAUGAGCCAGGUCUUGUAACAUGCCCAGGCCCUUAGCUGGGAGGACAGCUUCACCAGUACAGCAUGGACUGGGCUCCCUGCAGGAGUGUGGAGCCUUCCUACCAGAAGGGGCCAGCAUAGACCAAGAGAAGGGCACUGUAGAAUAAAGGACAUGGAGCAAAAUAACUGUUAAGACUAGCUACCAGAGACAGAGAUAAUCUGCUCAGCCUUGAAUUUGCCUCUUUGUCAAGGAAACAAGGAGCAGAAGAUGCUAAGAAGGAAUUGAGGUUUAGGCCAAGUGGGGAGGUGCUCAUCUGUUUUAAUUGGAUUUGUCUUGCCCCUGGGAUUGCUUGUCCUGGUGUAGGGUGAACUUGGAGAUAGUAUCUUUGAGAAGCUGUCAGGGAUAUUUCAGGCCAGUCUAGGGUAGAAGAGGGUUGGAGAUGUGGGUCGCAGUAUUCCACAGUUUCCUGCUGUACACAGAUUCAAUCCAGAGUCCUCAUCUACCUCCCUCACUACCUCCCUUGCUUUCUCUCCUGAGUCUUAGCCUCUCCUGGAGUCCCAUCUUCCCAGAAUAUGCUGUGGGCAUCUCCUCUUCUGGAACCAAUGAGCAAGCAGGGGCAGCCUUCCACCACGGGGAGCCCAGCUGUCAGCUGCCUCACAGCAAGAUGCUGCAUCGGCGGGGCAGCCCUGGCAUGGGUGUGCAUGUGGGUGCAGCCCUGGGAGCACUGUGGUUCUGCCUCACAGGAGCCCUGGAGAUCCAGGUCCCUGAGGACCCAGUGGUGGCACUGGUGGGCACCGAUGCCACUCUGCGCUGCUCCUUCUCCCCCGAGCCUGGCUUUAGCCUGGCACAGCUCAACCUCAUCUGGCAGCUGACAGACACCAAACAGCUGGUGCACAGUUUCACCGAGGGCCGGGACCAGGGCAGCGCUUAUGCCAACCGCACGGCGCUCUUCCUGGACCUGCUGGCACAGGGCAACGCAUCCCUGAGGCUGCAGCGCGUGCGUGUGGCGGACGAGGGCAGCUUCACCUGCUUCGUGAGCAUUCGGGAUUUUGGCAGCGCUGCUGUCAGCCUGCAGGUGGCCGCUCCCUACUCGAAGCCCAGCAUGACCCUGGAGCCUAACAAGGACCUGCGGCCCGGGGACACGGUGACCAUCACGUGCUCCAGCUACCGGGGCUACCCUGAGGCCGAGGUGUUCUGGCAGGAUGGGCAGGGUGCGCCCCUGACUGGCAACGUGACCACGUCGCAGAUGGCCAAUGAGCAGGGCUUGUUCGAUGUGCACAGCGUCCUGCGGGUGGUGCUGGGUGCGAACGGCACCUACAGCUGCCUGGUGCGCAACCCCGUGCUGCAGCAGGAUGCACACGGCUCCAUCACCAUCACACCCCAGAGAAGCCCCACAGGAGCCGUGGAGGUCCAGGUCCCUGAGGACCCGGUGGUAGCCCUGGUGGGCACCGAUGCCACCCUGCGCUGCUCCUUCUCCCCCGAGCCUGGCUUUAGCCUGGCACAGCUCAACCUCAUCUGGCAGCUGACAGACACCAAACAGCUGGUGCACAGUUUCACCGAGGGCCGGGACCAGGGCAGCGCCUAUGCCAACCGCACGGCGCUCUUCCUGGACCUGCUGGCACAGGGCAACGCAUCCCUGAGGCUGCAGCGCGUGCGUGUGGCGGACGAAGGCAGCUUCACCUGCUUCGUGAGCAUCCGGGAUUUUGGCAGCGCUGCAGUCAGCCUGCAGGUGGCCGCUCCCUACUCGAAGCCCAGCAUGACCCUGGAGCCUAACAAGGACCUGCGGCCCGGGGACACGGUGACCAUCACGUGCUCCAGCUACCGGGGCUACCCUGAGGCCGAGGUGUUCUGGCAGGAUGGGCAGGGUGCGCCCCUGACUGGCAACGUGACCACGUCGCAGAUGGCCAAUGAGCAGGGCUUGUUCGAUGUGCACAGCGUCCUGCGGGUGGUGCUGGGUGCGAACGGCACCUACAGCUGCCUGGUGCGCAACCCUGUGCUGCAGCAGGACGCGCAUGGUUCUGUCACCAUCACAGGGCAGCCCAUGACAUUCCCCCCGGAGGCCCUGUGGGUGACCGUGGGGCUCUCUGUCUGUCUCGUUGCACUGCUGGUGGCCCUGGCUUUCGUGUGCUGGAGAAAGAUCAAACAGAGCUGUGAGGAGGAGAAUGCAGGAGCUGAGGACCAGGAUGGGGAGGGAGAAGGAUCCAAGACAGCCCUGCAGCCUCUGAAACACUCUGACAGCAAAGAAGAUGAUGGACAAGAAUUAGCCUGACCAUGAGGACCAGGGAGCUGCUGCCCUUCCCUACAGCUCCUACCCUCUGGCUGCAAUGGAGCUGCACUGUGACCCCUGCCCCCAACAGAUGCAUCCUGCUCUGACAAGUGGGCUCCUUCUGCAAAGGAUGUGAUACACAGACCACUGUGCAGCCUUAUUUCUCCAAUGGACAUGAUUCCCAAGUCAUCCUGCUGCCUUAUUUCUUACAGACACAGUACACAGACCACCCACAGCCUUAUCUCUCUAAGUCAUCCUGCCUGCUGCCUUGUUUCACCAUACAUACAUUUCCUAGCGACACAGCACACUGACCACAUCGCCACCCUCUUCUUCCAGUGCUGCGUGGACCAUCUGGCUGCCUUUUUUCUCCAAAAGAUGCAAUAUUCAGACUGACUGACCCCCUGCCUUAUUUACCAAAGACACGAUGCAUAGUCACCCCUGGCCUUGUUUCUCCAAUGGCCAAUGGCCCUGAUACACUAGUGAUCAUGUUCAGCCCGGCUUCCACCUGCAUAGAAUCUUGUCUUCUCAGACAGGGACAAUGCGGCCUCAGCAUCUCCUGGAGUCUAGAAGCUGUUUCCUCUCCCCUCCUUCCUCCAAUACUGGCCUUUUCCCUCUCUGCCCCAAAUGAAGACAGUGGGCACUCUGCGCCCACCACUUGCACAGCUGUGCAGAGACCUGCAGAUGCACGUGCUGGAACACGUGUGGUUCCCCCCGGCCCAGCCUUCUCUGCAGUGCCCCUCUCCCCUGCCCAUCCUCCCCACGGAAGCAUGUGCUGGUCACACUGGUUCUCCGGGGAUCUGUGAUGGGGCCCCUGGGGGUCAGCUUCUGUCCUUCUGCCUUCCCACCUCUUUGUUCCUUUCCUUUUAUGUAUCCAUUCAGUUAAUGUUUAUUGAGCAACUACAGAUGUCAGCACUGCGUUAGGUGCUGGGGGCCCUGCUUGGGAAGAUCAAGUUCCUCCCUCAAGGACUCCCCAUCCAGCUGGGAGACAGACAACUAACUACACUGCACGCUGCGGUUUGCAGGGGGUCCCUGCCUCGCUCCCUGCUCCACACCUCCUCUGUGCUCAAGGCUUCCUGGAUACCUCACCCCCACCCCACCCCUAAUUCUUACCCAGAGCAUGGGGUUGGGGCAGAAACCUGGAGAGAGGGACAUAGCCCCUCACCACAGCUAGAGAAUCUGGUGGUAUCCAAAGUGUCUGUGCAGGCGUGGGCAGGUGGGCAGGCACCAAGGCCCUCUGGACCUUUCAUAGCAGCAGAAGAGGCAGAGCCCGGGGCAGGGCAGGGCCAGGAGUGCUUUGGGGACAUAGAGGGGACUGCCCCCCACCCCCACCAUGGUGCUAUUCUGGGGCCGGGGCAGUCUUUUCCUGGCUUGCCUCUGGCCAGCUCCCAGCCUCCAGUCGAGUGAGACUUCAGAUGUUCUGAUGCCUUCUGGAUGUCAUCUCUGCCUGCCCCAGGAAUGGAAGAUGUGAGGACUUCUAAUUUAAAUGUGGAACUCGGAGGGAUUUUGUAAACUGGAGGUAUGUUUUGGGGAAAAUAAAUGUCUUUGUAAGAAA